Urocitellus parryii (Arctic ground squirrel) is the source of this 1633-nucleotide messenger RNA. It is a transcript of the gene Cpb2, whose product is annotated as carboxypeptidase B2. Gene Ontology annotation, biological process: proteolysis; fibrinolysis. NCBI's taxonomy places the organism in Eukaryota, Metazoa, Chordata, Mammalia, Rodentia, Sciuridae. Gene Ontology annotation, molecular function: metallocarboxypeptidase activity; zinc ion binding. The record is from RefSeq and is a predicted model, not a curated record.
UCUGCAGGGAUGAAGCCUCAUUGCCUUGGCCUGCUCAUAGCUGUCGUCCUCCUCUGUAAGCAGCAUGGCUUUGCCUUUCAAAGUGGCCAGGUUUUAUCUGCUCUUCCUAGAACCUCUAGACAAGUUCAAGUUCUUCAGAAUCUUACUACAACCUAUGAGAUUGUUCUCUGGCAGCCAGUAACUGCUGAAUUUAUUGCAAAGAAUAAAGAAGUCCAUUUUUUUGUUAAUGCAUCUGAUGUAAGCAAUGUGAAAGUCCAUUUAAAUGCCAGCAGAAUUCCAUUCAGCAUCUUGAUGGUGGAUGUGGAAGAUCUUAUUCGACAGCAGACUUCCAAUGACACAGUCAGCCCCCGAACCUCCUCCUCAUACUAUGAACAGUAUCACUCACUCAAUGAAAUCUAUUCUUGGAUAGAAGUUAUAACUGAGCGGCAUCCUAAGAUGCUUAAAAAAAUCCACAUUGGAUCCUCAUAUGAGAAGUACCCACUGUAUGUUUUAAAGGUUUCUGGAAAAGAACAAACAGCCAAAAAUGCCAUAUGGAUUGACUGUGGAAUGCAUGCCAGAGAAUGGAUCUCUCCUGCUUUCUGCUUGUGGUUCAUCGGCUACGUAACUCAGUUCUAUGAAAAAGAAAAGCUGUAUACCAAUCUUCUAAGACACGUGGAUUUCUACAUUAUGCCAGUAAUUAAUGUGGAUGGUUAUGACUACUCGUGGAAAAAGAAUCGAAUGUGGAGAAAGAACCGUUCUUCCCAUGAGAACAACCGUUGUAUUGGAACAGACCUGAAUAGGAACUUUGCUUCCAAACACUGGUGUGAGGAAGGUGCCUCAAGUUUUUCGUGCUCUGAAACCUACUGUGGACUUUAUCCUGAGUCUGAACCAGAAGUGAAGGCAGUGGCUGAUUUCUUGAGGAGAAAUAUCAACCAUAUUAAAGCUUACAUUAGCAUGCAUUCAUAUGCCCAGCAGAUACUAUAUCCAUAUUCCUAUAAUAGAAGCAAAAGCAAAGACCAUGAGGAACUGUCUUUGGUGGCCAGUGAAGCAGUUCGUGCUAUUGAGAGUAUUAAUAAAAAUACCAGGUAUACACAUGGCAGUGGCUCAGAGAAUUUAUACCUAGCUCCUGGAGGUUCCGAUGAUUGGAUCUAUGAUUUGGGCAUCAAAUAUUCAUUUACAAUUGAACUUCGAGAUAAAGGCAGAUAUGGAUUCUUGCUGCCUGAGCGUUACAUCAAACCCACUUGUACAGAAGCUCUCGCCGCUGUUGCUAAAAUAGCUUGGCAUGUAGUCAGACAUGUUUAAUGUUCUUGAUUUUUCACUUUGCUUCCAUAUUCUUAAUUUACUGAUUCCAGCAAAAACCAAAUCGUUGUGCAAGUUUCUAUUAGGCUUGAUCCAUAGUUUUGAUCAAAGGUUUGCCUCCUUGAUUUUGUCAAAAACAAAAUGCAUGCUACUUGGAAAUCACGAUAGACAAGGGAGUUCAUGAGUGUUUUUAACUUUUUUUUUUUAAUCUGUAAGAGCCCAGAUACUGAUCUUUUGCUUUCUGAUAUUUGACUAGCUAUCUCAAGCAAUUUUAAUAAUUAGUUUCAUGCAGAUCACUGGAUCUUGCAACAAAAGGAAAGGUGGCCAGGAAUACACUAAAGAUUUCUUCCCUGAU